Rotaria sordida is the source of this 1272-nucleotide messenger RNA. NCBI's taxonomy places the organism in Eukaryota, Metazoa, Rotifera, Eurotatoria, Philodinida, Philodinidae. The record is from the annotation of a GenBank genome assembly.
AUGAUGUCGACAUCAAUCGACCCUCAUAAUAAUAGUAAUGGACGAUCAUUGAGAAUUGUUUCAACAAAUCGACUCUUUACCAAAGUCAGAACUGAACAACCAACUGAUUCAAUAUUACCAUCAAUAAUGGAUGCAACAAGUUUAUUUUCUGAUCAUCAUCAUCAUCUUGAUGUAUUUCCAAAAGAUGAACCAAUACUUGAUGAAACAACAAUAAUAACAUCAUCAUCAUCAUCAUCACCGCCAUCAUUUGUUGAUUUUCAUCAAAAUUUAUCAACAUCAACAUCAACAUUAUCAUCACCAACAUCAUUUUCACCAUUACAACAUGAUCAUAGUUAUGGUAUAUCAACAAAUUCUUCUUCAUUACUUUCAUCACCUGAUACAUUAACAACAUCAGAUUUAAAUAUUCAAAAUUCAACAAAUACAAAUACAAAUUCAAAAUCUUCUGUUAUUGUUACAUGGCCACAAAUAAAUUGUCGAGCUUUACGACCAGAUGAUUACCAUAUGUUACUUGAAUUAUUAUCAUCAAAUACAAAUACUGAUUCACCACCAAUUUUUUUUGGUUCAGCACUUAUUGAUCCAACAACACCAACACCAUAUUCAGAUGCAACACGUACACAACCAAAAAAACGUGUACGUCCUGGUCAUGUUAAACGACCAAUGAAUGCAUUUAUGGUUUUUUCACAAAUUGAACGUAGAAAAAUGGUUCAAUUAGCACCACAUCUACCGAAUGCUGAUAUAAGCAAAUGUUGUGGAGCAAAAUGGAAACGAAUGUCAUUACGUGAACGACAACCAUAUAUGGAAGAAUCGGAACGAUUAAAACAUCUUCAUGCACGACAAUAUCCUACAUAUAAAUAUCAGCCACGAAAACGAUGCAAGACUAAUCAAACAACAAAUGUAGCUUCACAUCCGCCUUCAACUACUGCUUCAUCAUCAUCAUCAUCACCACCACCGCCAUCAAAUAGAAUGACAACAAUUCCUUCACAAAUCUCAAUUGCUACUAAAGAACAACCACAAACACCACCACCAUCACUACCACAAUCAUCAUCAUCCUCAUCAUCGACAUCAAAUCCAAAUGAUCCAAUAUCACUAUUAGUAGCAACAUUAUUCGAUCAAAAAUUAGCAAUGUUUGCUAGUAAUCUUCAACAAUUUAAUAUUGAUCAUCUUCAAUAUCAUUUUACACCACCAAAUACUCAACUUUAUCCAACACCAACACCAAUGCCUUUUGAUCCUGUGGCUUUUCUUGCUAAACAACAACAACAUCGACUUAUUUAA